Verticillium dahliae VdLs.17 is the source of this 2211-nucleotide messenger RNA. RefSeq names its product serine/threonine-protein kinase MAK. Bases 1 to 2211 code for a protein of 736 amino acids. The transcript has 3 exons. The record is from RefSeq and is a predicted model, not a curated record. NCBI's taxonomy places the organism in Eukaryota, Fungi, Ascomycota, Sordariomycetes, Glomerellales, Plectosphaerellaceae. Gene Ontology annotation, molecular function: ATP binding; protein serine/threonine kinase activity. Gene Ontology annotation, cellular component: cytoplasm; nucleus. Gene Ontology annotation, biological process: intracellular signal transduction; protein phosphorylation.
AUGACUGUUGCACACGAUUUGACCCAUCGCGGGUCGUCCUCCCAUAGCGCCCACAUGGUUGCGUUGGAGGACCGAUUCGAGGUCCUGAAGGAAAUUGGCGAUGGCAGCUUUGGAAGCGUGGCUCUCGCCAGAGUCCGCAGCGCUGGUGCCCAUGUGGCUCGCCGCGGCACAGUGGUCGCCAUCAAGACGAUGAAGAAGAACUUUGAGUCUUUCAGCGCAUGUCUGGAGCUUCGCGAGGUCGUCUUUCUUCGCACCCUUGCUCCCCACGCCCACCUCGUUCCUGCUCUCGACAUCUUCCUCGAUCCCUACAGCAAGAAACUUCACAUUGCCAUGGAAUACAUGGAGGGCAACCUAUAUCAGCUCAUGAAGGCGCGUGACCACAAGGUCCUCGACAAUGCCAGCGUCAAGAGCAUUCUUUUCCAAAUCAUGCAAGGUCUGGAGCAUAUUCACGCUCACCACUUCUUCCACCGUGACAUUAAGCCCGAGAACAUUUUGGUCACCACGUCGGGACACCAGGACUCUUCCGUCACAUCGUUCCGUCGUUACUCCGCCCUUGUUACGCCUCCGUCAACACCUCCCAACUACACUGUCAAGAUUGCCGACUUUGGUCUUGCUCGCGAAACGCACUCAAAGCUUGCGUACACCACGUACGUGUCAACGAGAUGGUACCGUGCUCCCGAGGUCCUGCUGAGGGCCGGCGAGUAUUCGGCGCCUGUUGACAUCUGGGCCAUCGGCGCCAUGGCCGUUGAGGUCGCCACACUGAAGCCUCUGUUCCCCGGCGGAAACGAGGUGGACCAGGUCUGGCGGGUAUGCGAGAUCAUGGGCAGCCCGGGCAACUGGUACAACAAAUCCGGUGGUCGUGUUGGCGGAGGCCCACUUCUGCCCAGGCGCUUGCUCAUGACUACUUCAUCGACGCCGUCGACCCUCUUCGCCCUCGGUCUUCGGCUUCGAGGAUUCUGGGAAGGAAGCAAUCAGACCUUGGCCGUGGCAAAGACUCAACAGCGUCGACGCCUACCUCGUCUAAGCCGUCGUGAAAAAAGCAAAUCUCUCAUCGGACGUUCCGAGACGACCGAUAUCUCAACCGCCCAACUCGCGGCGAAGGAUAGUUCAGCUCCUCGGCCCGCCCCGGUCCAUGCAUCAACAACGAACGAAGUCCCCGUCACGAAGACCCGGCCUGCUGCAGGCAAGCGAAGCACAUGGACUAAUGGUCCGUCCAACGUUGCGCCAAUGCCAAUCCUGCCUACCAUCAGGCCCAUCUCGCCGCUGUCCGACGCUGUCACGGCACAGGCCAGCAACGGCUCGUACAACGAUGCUUACGCGAAUGGGAGCCACCGGGCAGUCCAGAUUGAAGGAAAGCCUGCGAAGGUCAGCCGACAGCUGUCGGUCGCGUCCAGUACCAACAACUACGCGGAGAUCCACCGUCAGCAGGCUGAGCGGGCCCUCAACGGCAACUCUGGACUCGCUUCUCCACCGAGCGGUCAGAAGGAGGGCUUCUUCUCUCACCUGCGGAAGCGUGCUCGACGAUUCUCCGGAAGGCAUCAGACACCAAUCUCGCCAACGCAUGAAUCUAUUGAGGGCCAGGUUGGUUGUGGACCCUGGAACAGCAACAGGUCUUCCAUGGUGAUUGACCAAUCUCCACCGCCGCCGCCCAAGGCCGAAACCUAUGAGUCGCUUGACAGGGCUCUGAGAGAUGUCCAGCAGCAUCGCGAAUUGCAGGCACCUGUGCCCCCUCAACACGCGUCACCCACCAACAACCUCAAGAGACAUCACUCGUUGCCAAAGCACAGCCAGCCACGUUCGGUCGAUAACCUGAUGAUGGCUGCGCGCAGUGGUGGUCCCAUCUCUAGCCGCACUCGUCGCGCUCAAGCCACGCAAGGUGUACACCAGUACGAAGCUCCUGACGAAGAAGACGAGCUGCUGGACGAGGUUCUUAACUCAACGCAUCGGGCCAUGAAGCGUAUGGAGAAGGAUGGCAAGCCGGGACUACGGCAAUCGGCCAGCAACAUUGGCAUCGCCAAUCCGUACCCUACACCGUCGCCAUCCGGCAGCGGCAAUGCGGCGGCUUUUGGCGACGGCGCAUUGACGCCUAAGCCUCUUGACCUCAAGAAGAACCGCAACGCCGAAUACAAGUGGCCGACGCCCCCCUAUGAGGAAAGCGAGUGGGCAGCCUCGGCAUCUGCAAGCAUUUGGGCUGCCGGCAACCGAUUCUAA